This is a messenger RNA of Suncus etruscus (white-toothed pygmy shrew), 500 nucleotides long. Its product is annotated as cytochrome b-c1 complex subunit 6, mitochondrial. The record is from RefSeq and is a predicted model, not a curated record. NCBI's taxonomy places the organism in Eukaryota, Metazoa, Chordata, Mammalia, Eulipotyphla, Soricidae. Gene Ontology annotation, biological process: mitochondrial electron transport, ubiquinol to cytochrome c. The transcript has 4 exons. The coding region runs from base 93 to 365 and encodes 90 amino acids.
AUCCGUCGAGUGACCCUUGCGAGUCCUUCUUGGUCGCGGAGUGGGGUCGGGGUCGCUGGUGCUGCUCGGGGGCUGGAGAACCGACGCCGGACAUGGGGCUGGAAGAUGAGCGCAAGAUGCUGACGGGCUCCGGGGACCCCCAAGAGGAGGAAGAGGAAGAGGAAUUAGUGGAUCCCUUAACAAAAGUGAGAGAGCAAUGUGAGCAACUGGAGAAAUGUGUAAAGGCUCGGGAACAGCUAGAGCUAUGUGAUCAGCGUGUUUCAUCCAGGUCACAAACCGAGGAGGAUUGCACCGAGGAGCUCUUUGACUUCUUGCAUGCACGGGAUCACUGUGUGGCUCACAAACUCUUCAGCAGCUUGAAGUAAAUGUGCAGAAGACUUAUUUACCCUAGUCUUCAUCACUUGGGUAUCGGGAUGUUUCCUUAUGGUUUUGAACAUGCCAUUUCUUACUUGAAUAAGUGUGUGUGGACCUCAUGGAUUUGGGGAUAAGCAAGUAACUCC